GGGUCGCGGGGCGUGGAGGGGAGGGCCCAGCGGCCUCCGGGAGACGGGUCUUCCCCUCGGGAGCGUCCCCGCCAUGGGCAGCGUGGCGAGCUGCCCGGUGGCCUCGGGCCCGGGACCCGUCGGGGAGAUGCCGGUCGACCGGACGGUGGACCUGAGCGGCCUCCGCCUGCGCCUCCUCCCGCCGCGGGUCUGCUCCUUCGGGGAGCUGGUCAAGCUCUACCUGAGCGACAACAAGCUGGCCAGCCUCCCGCCCGAGCUGGGCCAGCUCCACCACCUGCAGAUCCUGGCCCUGGACUUCAACAAGUUCAAGGCCCUGCCUCCGGCCGUGUGCGCCCUGAAACGGCUGGGCAUCCUCUACCUGGGCAACAACAAGCUGCGCGACCUGCCCGCCGAGCUGAGCCUGCUCGGGAACCUCCAGACCCUGUGGAUCGAGUCCAACCGGCUGGGCCGGCUGCCGGCCGUGGUCUGCGAGCUGGGCCUGCUCAAGACGCUGCACGCCGGCUCCAACGGCCUCCGCCUCCUCCCGGCCCAGCUCUGGCGCCUGCGGGAGCUCCGCGCCAUCUGGCUCUCGGGCAACCAGCUGGCCGAUUUCCCCCCCGUGCUGCUCCGCAUGCCCGGCCUGGAGGUCAUCGACGUGGACCGCAACGCCAUCCGCUCCUUCCCCAGCCUGGCCCACCUGCCCGGCUUGAAGCUGGUCAUCUACGACCACAACCCCUGCCGCAACGCGCCCAAGGUGGCCAAGGGCGUGCGUCGCGUGGGCCGCUGGGCCGAGGAGACCCCCGAGCCCCGGCCCGGGAGACGCCGGAGAGCGGAGAGGGCCGAGGAGGAGGAGGAGGAGGAGGCCCGGGAGCUCCAGCCGGCCCCCCGUCUCCCUCUCCCUCCUCCUCCCCCUCCUCCAGCCGUCUCCACCACCACGGAACCGGACUGGCCGGAACCCUAGGCCCCGCGGAACUGCUCUCUGCCCCUCUAGGCUGGAAGCUCAUCGUGGUGCGGGGAAUGUGUCUGUUAGAUUGUUCUAUUCCACUCU
This is a messenger RNA of Ornithorhynchus anatinus (platypus), 1027 nucleotides long. RefSeq names its product leucine rich repeat containing 10 (gene LRRC10). The transcript has a single exon. The record is from RefSeq and is a predicted model, not a curated record. Bases 74 to 940 code for a protein of 288 amino acids. NCBI's taxonomy places the organism in Eukaryota, Metazoa, Chordata, Mammalia, Monotremata, Ornithorhynchidae. Gene Ontology annotation, molecular function: protein binding.